Molecule: messenger RNA, 1090 nt
Organism: Hevea brasiliensis (rubber tree)
Lineage: Eukaryota; Viridiplantae; Streptophyta; Magnoliopsida; Malpighiales; Euphorbiaceae
Product: 50S ribosomal protein L27, chloroplastic
Exons: 4
Coding region: 123-713 (196 amino acids)
Biological process (GO): translation
Cellular component (GO): ribosome
Molecular function (GO): structural constituent of ribosome
Source: RefSeq, a predicted model, not a curated record
AUUAAACUCCACGUGUAUAAACAGCGCACGUGCGUGUUCACUCGAGGAUAAGCUCUAUCAUCUCCGCCUCUACUCCUUCCUUGCUUCGAAGCCAGCCACUCUUCAUCACUUUAAGGAAAGCAAUGGCAGCAGCUGCUAAUGCUAUUAGCUUCAAUCUAAUAGGCUCCUUCAGAGGUCUCUGUCUAUCUUCAAGCUCUUCCUCUUCCUUUUUCAGGGGCGAUUUAGGGUCCUUCAAUGUGGCCCCUUCCAGAAGCUCCGUUUCCUUGCCGUUAAAGGCUCCGUUUCCAUUGACGAUUGAAAUGGCUCACAAGAAGGGAGCUGGGAGUACCAAGAACGGGCGUGACUCCAGAGGCCAACGUCUCGGCGUCAAGAUUUUUGGCGAUCAAUUGGCUAAACCCGGCGCGAUUAUCGUCCGCCAGCGCGGCACCAAGUUUCAUCCGGGGAAGAAUGUAGGGCUUGGCAAGGAUCACACUAUUUUUUCCUUGAUUGACGGACUUGUAAAAUUUGAGAAGUUAGGACCUGACAAGAAGAAGGUGAGUGUUUAUCCACGAGAAGUUCAGCCUGAAAAUCCCAACAGCUAUCGAGCACGGAAGAGAGAGUACUUUAGGUUGCAGCGCGAACGUAAGAAGGCAAGAAAGGAAGGCAUUGUUCCGGAGCCGCAACUCGUCCUUGCUUCCAAUGUUGAUGCCACAAAUAACAACCCUAUAUGUUGAUUUGAAAGCAGCCUUAUUUUUUAGGGUAUUUUUAUGUUGGCAAGCCAUGCAAUAUUGUUUAGUUGACUGGCUUUUUUUUUUUAAAUUGCUUUUGAUGUGUUCAUAAUGUGCAAACUCUAAUCCUUUUUGUCUACUUUGACCCGAUCUGUAUUUUGGUAUAGCAAUUUUUGUCUUCAUCAUUUAAAUUCAAUGCCUACAAACUGCUGCAUACUGCUUUACCAGUUUAUUAGAGGAAUGGAAAGCAGCCUAUUAUGUACAUCUUGAACUUUGUAGCUUGGUUAGAUACAACUGUGAAUUUUAUGAAUCCUUGUGAAAAAGCAGGCGGUUGUUUGUGAAUGUAGACACUUGUCGAAACACAAAAUUUUUGUGUUUGCUUC